Molecule: messenger RNA, 282 nt
Organism: Cylicocyclus nassatus
Lineage: Eukaryota; Metazoa; Nematoda; Chromadorea; Rhabditida; Strongylidae
Source: the annotation of a GenBank genome assembly
AUGGACUGGAGAACAACCGUUGAACAAGCUGUCAAAGCUGGCUUUAAGACCACUCUUACUAGUGGUCAUGCUGCUGGCCAUAGAUGGAACGGCUCUCUCAAGAAAAACCAUCAAAAGGCCUAUGAUGAAAAUCAGUUGUGUUUUGCCAAGCAGAACGGCUUCACGUUGGGUUCCCAUGACUACGAUGUGCAGCGAAUCACUAGUGAAGAAGAAGUCGGCCUUUUGCGAGAUCAGCUGGACAAGUAUUGGCACGUCGUGGUCAUUGAACCCAACGGCCAAUGA